Messenger RNA from Grosmannia clavigera kw1407, 2565 nucleotides. RefSeq names its product plasma membrane ferric-chelate reductase. Gene Ontology annotation, cellular component: plasma membrane. The coding region runs from base 1 to 2565 and encodes 854 amino acids. NCBI's taxonomy places the organism in Eukaryota, Fungi, Ascomycota, Sordariomycetes, Ophiostomatales, Ophiostomataceae. Gene Ontology annotation, molecular function: ferric-chelate reductase activity. Gene Ontology annotation, biological process: copper ion import; intracellular iron ion homeostasis; iron ion transport. The transcript has 7 exons. The record is from RefSeq and is a predicted model, not a curated record.
AUGGACCAGAGGAAGAGUAGCAGCAGCAGUAGCCGUGAAAGAGGCUGGAUGACGUCCUCGACCUGCCUUUUGUGGAUUCUGCUGGCGGUCUGCUGGACGGGCGUGACCGCGGAUGUGCAGCAGCAGCAGCAGCGAGUCGAGAGUCUGGGCAGUCCUGUCGAUGGCUGGCUGGAAGUGCCAGAUGGGCUGACGGCAUCCGAUCUUUCCGACCUCUUCUCGCCUUCCUUUUUGUCUUUGCCGCUUUCACACCAGCUCCGUCCACGGAAUGCUCCCGACGAUGACGACGAAGACGACGAUGGCGAGACGUUGCGGCCACGCCCGCGCAGCGACCGUGCCCGCUGCUCCGACGCCUGCCAGAUGGUCGUCGGGGCGGUCGCGUAUGUCGAUGUGGCGCCAGCGAGCAGACGCGUGCAAAAAGCCUGCGGCAGCCGCCUUCUGCAGACGUCGCUGUACCUCUGUCUGCGCGUCUACUGCGCCGGCUACCACGAGGCUGCUGGGAUCGAACGGCUCAAUCGGACCUGUGCCACGGUCGGCGACAGCAGCCGGCAGCCGGAGCAGAACGUGCUGCCACCAUACCAUGACCUCGUUUCCGGCUAUUCGGACGAAGAUGUCGCCCAGCUGCGGCGACUUCAGCCGUCUGACGUCGACUUUCCACCGGCCAACAUCAGCGAGGCCGUCGUGCCCUCUGAAGCGCUGUACCGGAACGGAUACGACACCUUGGAUGACUGGCUCUAUGUCCACAAACACCAUCUCGCCUACAGCACCAUGAUGCUCCUCUUCUGGAUGGUUGUUGUUAUCGUUGGCAUCUCCUGCCGCAUGGCCGCUGUCGUGAAGAGAGCUGCCCGGCGGAUAGUUGCUCGCAGUACCGACUACCAGCCGCUGGCCGGACGUGCUGCCGACGGUCUCGACGCCGACGCUGAUGCCGAUGCCGACGAGGCAGCCCUGGCCAAGAGCUCACCUCUGGCGGUUGCUGGAAGACCGGGCAUCUGGCUGCGGCGCUAUGUGACACUGCCGGCGGCCUUUGGCUACCGCUGCGCACAGGACUUUGGCUGGUACACGGUGCCGCCACGGGUGCAGAGCCUGACGAUUGCCGUCUUUGUGGCCAUCAACGUGCUGUCGUGCGUUCAAGGCUAUCAGACGUUUUCCGGAAACAUGUAUUAUCCUCUCGUCCACGAACAGCUGCUCCGCUACGUCUCAGACCGCACCGGCAUCGUCUCUUAUGCCAACUUCCCGCUCAUCUGGCUCUUUGGCAUGCGCAACAAUGUCCUCCUCUGGCUGACGGGCUGGGACUUUGGCACAUUCAACAACUUUCACCGUUGGGUUGCGCGGGUGGCCACGGUGCAGGCCAUCAUCCAUUCGAUCGGCUACACGCUGCUCAUGUGUCGAAAUGAUGGCCUUGCUGCUUUUGUUGAGUGGUGGGCCAUAUUCUUCUGGUGGACCGGCGGCGUAGCCACCAUCUCCAUGUCGCUCCUCCUCGGCUUCUCGCUCUACUGGAUGCGUCGUCAUGUCUACGAAGCCUUUCUGGUCCUGCACAUUGUCUUGUCCAUCCUCGUGCUUGCCGGCAUGUUGGGCCAUGUGUCCAUCUUCCACGGCCGGUUCGACGGUCUCGUUUGGACCUGCACUGCCGUCUGGCUGGCCGACCGCGUUCUCCGCAGUUUGCGCAUCCUUGCCUUCCACCCGCGCUUCUGGCAUGUCGUCCGGGCCGCGGCCACGUACGACGCCCAGUCCAACUUGGUCCGGCUCGUGGUCCCGUACAGCACCAGCCUGUACCAGCCCCGGCCGGGGACGUUUUAUUAUCUGCAUGUGCUGGACGGCUGGCGCUUCUGGGAGAGCCAUCCAUUCACGGUAGCGUCGGUGGGAGGCGAAGCCGAGCCGGACGCCAAGCCUGGCCCUUCUUCCUCCUUUUCCGCUCUCGACGACAGUUCUGCCACCAUUCGGGUCGCUGGACACACUCCCUACCCGUCUACCAUGACCUUUCUCGUCCGUCCGUACGACGGCUUCACCGCCCGUCUGCGUGACAAGGCCGCCACCGCAUUCAUUCCUGCUUCGCUGCCUGUCCUCGUCGAUGGGCCCUACGGCCAUGCGCCACCCCUGGCCACCUUUGACGCCGUCCUGUUCGUCGUCGGUGGCAGCGGCGUCGUCGUGCCGCUUUCGCAUCUCAGCGGUAUCGGCAGGGCGUCGCGGCUGCGUGCUGUCCACGUCGUCUGGGCCGCUCGCGAGGCCGCCAUGACCGUCGACAUCAUCCGCACCGACUUUGCCGGUCUGCUCGAUGGCAACAGCACCGUUCGGCUAGACGUUCACAUCACGUCGGCAGACAACAGCGGCAGUCUCCCCCUCCCAGACAUCCCAGAUCUCCCCAGACAGGCCCGUCUGCUUGUCGGGCGGCCAGACGUCCGCGGCGAGGUCGAGUGCGCUGUUAAGAAUAUCGCGCCCGGCUGCCGGCUGGCUGUCGUCGCCUGUGGCCCUGCUCGCAUGGCCGAUGACGCUCGCCGCGCCGUCGUCGAUCUGCUCGGAUCACCGACCUGUGGCCAUGUCGAGUACUUUGAAGAGAGUUUCCAGUGGUGA